Molecule: messenger RNA, 348 nt
Organism: Striga asiatica
Lineage: Eukaryota; Viridiplantae; Streptophyta; Magnoliopsida; Lamiales; Orobanchaceae
Source: the annotation of a GenBank genome assembly
AUGCCUCUCGAACGGACGGAAAAGGAUUGGAAACGCUAUGAAGAGCUCUUAGCGGCUAAGCAAGAUAAGCAAGAAAAGGUUCAGAGUGGGACCGUUGAGGGCCCUUUUGUAGCUAUGGGUUCAGAGCAGGAAGCAGGGCACCUUUCUUCGGGUUCUGUACAGCCCAUUAUCCGUUGCUUCGACGAAGCAGUCCUUGAAGAAAGAGAGAAACCUUCUCCUUCUAAGCUAAAGGCCAGUCUACUUCCUCACCAGAAAGAAGCGUCAGCAGCUAAUGAAGCCAAUGCACGGACUGCUAAUGCUAAUGCUAGAUCUACUACAGGCUCCUCUAUUUGUAGUGCUGGUGCAUAG